This is a messenger RNA of Rhinichthys klamathensis goyatoka, 5186 nucleotides long. RefSeq names its product pleckstrin homology domain-containing family G member 3. NCBI's taxonomy places the organism in Eukaryota, Metazoa, Chordata, Actinopteri, Cypriniformes, Leuciscidae. The coding region runs from base 131 to 4213 and encodes 1360 amino acids. The record is from RefSeq and is a predicted model, not a curated record. Gene Ontology annotation, molecular function: guanyl-nucleotide exchange factor activity. The transcript is spliced from 19 exons.
CUCAUGAAAUGACCAUAUUGACUCUCUCAGACCUGGAGCCGGUGAAAAUAAUACAUACAUAAAUGUCUGCGAGGUGCGAAUGAACUGAAAACGUCUUUAAUAACUAGUAACUCAGUCGUGUGUGAGGGACAUGAGAGAAGAGUCCAGCGGCUCUCACGACAACAGCCUGAUGGGAGAAGCAGAAUGUCUCCGUUUGUCCUCCGGUUCGUCUGUGGGCGGCCUCGACCCGCGCCCCCCCGACCGCUGCUCCCGGUCCAGCACUGAGCCCUCAGAGGACGGGCGGCCCGUCAGCGCGGUGUCGUCCGGGUCCUCCGUCGAGGGGAGCGCUGGUCCGCCGUCCGGCAUCGACCUGGAGCUCAGUCCCCCGGCGGGGCCGGCGGCGCCCGGGUUCGAGUGGUCGUGUUCAGAUCCUCCGUCUCCGUUUGCCACCGUCAGCAUGGCGCCGAACCCCCAGCUCUCCUACGUGGAUCGAGUCGUAAUGGAGAUCAUUGAGACGGAGCGGAUGUACGUCAGGGAUCUCCGCAGUAUUGUAGAGGAUUAUCUUGUGCACAUCAUAGACACCAGGAACCUUCCCAUCAAACCAGAACAAGUGUGUUCGCUGUUCGGGAAUAUUGAACACAUUUACGAGUUCAACAGUGAGUUAUUGCAGUCGUUAGACAUGUGUGCCAACGAUCCCGUGGCCAUUGCCCGCUGCUUUGUGGACAAGAGCAACUAUUUCCAGAUCUACACGCAGUACUGUACAAACUACCCUAAUUCAGUGGCGGUGUUGACAGACUGUCUGAGGAAUAAAACUCUGGCCAAGUUCUUCAGGGAUCGACAGGCGUCGCUCAAGCGCUCUCUUCCUUUGGGUUCUUACCUGCUCAAACCGGUUCAGAGGAUCCUGAAAUACCACCUGCUGCUUCAGGAAAUUGCCAAACACUUUGAGCGUGAGGAGGACGGGUAUGAUGUGGUGAUCGAGGCCAUAGACAGCAUGACGGGGGUCGCCUGGUACAUCAACGACAUGAAGAGGAAACACGAGCAUGCAGUGAGACUUCAGGAGGUCCAGUCUCUGCUCCUCAACUGGAAGGGUCCUGAUCUGACCACUUACGGAGAGCUGGUUCUGGAAGGAACGUUCCCCGUCCACCGGGCCAAGAACGAGAGAACCCUCUUCCUGUUUGAUAAGAUGCUGCUCAUCACCAGGAAAAGAGGAGAACAUUACGUCUUCAAGACUCAUAUCUCGUGUUCCACACUAAUGCUGAUAGAAAGUGCCAAAGAUUCGCUUCGGUUCAGCGUGAUGCAUUACAAGCACCCGAAGCAGCCGCACACAGUCCAGGCCAGAACCGUGGAGGAGAAGAAACUCUGGGCUCAUCACAUAAAGAGACUCAUUCUGGAGAACCAUCACGCCGUUAUCCCGCAAAAAGCCAAAGACGCCAUCCUGGACAUGGACUCAACAUGUCCAGUAAAGUACCGUUACAGCCCAGACAGACUGAAGAAAGCCACGUCCUUUCAGGCUGACGAUCUCUCUGGAGUUUCACUGAAGGAACGGAGACGUUCUGAACCGGGAAAACGAACUGUACGAAGCACUAAAGGCAGGCUUAAGCAUGCAGACAGCGAAGGUACUCUAUUAGUGGAUAAAGACCGUCUGUCCAUACUGCCCACUACCAACGUCACGGCGCGUUCAAAUCCAGACCUGAAGACUGCAGUACCUGGAAUGGUUCAGAGCGGACAAGAUCUUGAAUCUAGCACAAGCUCGCUGCAUGACGUCAAGGAGAGGAGAUUUCGUCUUGAGGAGGAGGAAGAGAAAGCAAAGACGCCCGCAGAGGACCGGAUAGGAGGAGAUAACGGAGAAGAGGAAGAUCUGAUGGGGGUUGAGCAGGUAGCUGACUUUGCCAGUUCAGUGUUGGCCGCCAUCUCCUGCUGGCGGUAUAGGGCCAAGGCUUUGCUUUUUGAUCAGAUCACAACGGACAGAGAAGGUUGUUGGGAGAACUGGCCAAUGAACAAGAGCAGUCAGACACCUUGUGAAGAAAAGCCUGAUGACAUGAAUGAAACUUUGACUCUCUUUGGACCGGGCACAACUGGGGAACACAGUUCACCGAACACAGAGUCAGAGGAGAUGAGGAUGGACCAAUCAGAUAAUUAUCCUGAAAUGUGUGGGACAUUAAUGGCACGAUGCCACACUGAUCCAGAGAUAGUAGACUUCAAUAAUGGAGGACGAGAAAUUGGAGAGGAUAUAAAGAAGGAUAGUGUGGAUUUCUCAUCCACUGAGGAAGGAACGACUCCAUGCAGAAGUAACCUCUCGGAAGAUGUGCAGAAUAUGGAGGUCGAUGUUGAUGUUGAAGUGCCUGGUGGACUCUUGUCUUCAUCCAUGCUGGACAAGGCAAGUGAUAUCCCAGAGCGGUGUACCAGCAGCCUCUCUCAAAGUAGUCUUGGAGUCGAAGGGUCGUUUGAUCUCGACUCUUUGGAAGAUAGAAGAAGCAGUUUGCUAAGCGGAGGUGCAGAUCCCCAUGAGAAAGACAAAUCCCAAGAAUUUAGACGGUCUACUCCAGAACACAAAACAGAGACUGUUCCUGACAGCCCGUUCGUUCCAGACCAAAGACCUCAAAUGAAACAAGACACCCUUUCCAAAAAGGACCGAUUGCUCAUACAUAAGAUUAGACACUACUACGAACAUGCUGAGAAUCAGGACUCCAGCUUUGGUGUUAAACGCAGAGAGAGCCUUUCAUACAUCCCUGCAGGCCUAGUGCGCAAUCUGAGUCAACAACUCAAUGACCUUGCAGACGAAGAUGUGGCAUUACACAGGAGGGGGUCUUCUGUAACAAGGCCAACUUUAUGGUCCGUCUUUAAUCUACCAGGCUUGGACGAUGAAAAGAAAGCAAAGGACAGUUCCGACUUUGUGGUUUCUGCAAAUGGCAAAGAGUCCGUGCUUGGACCUCACAUUGGAAAUGAGCAAUUCCAGCCCGCAUCUGACAUGGUCAAGGUGUGGCAAGACAUGGAAGUGGAGAUAACUGGGUCUUCUGAAGAGCAUCAGGACUUAGAGAAUUCCCAAACGACUACACCUGUACAAGAAACAAAAGCUGAAACUAGUAAGGUGAGCUCUGAUAGUGGACUUGGAGAACCUCUACUAAUAUUGGAAGAAUCCGAUGAAAGCUCAACCUCAUCCCCAAUCAACAACAUCUUAGAAAAGGACAAGAUGCAAGAGUUUCGGAGCCAUCCAAAUGAGGAUCGCACGUUCCACAAAGUCAACCACCCUCCCCUACCAAGGAUCAUCUCUUUAAGGUCCGCCAAUGAGGAUGACCUCGUCCUUCAAGAUAUGGAGAAGAUGAAAAACAAAGUGUUCCAGUUAGCCAGGCAAUACAGUCAGCGGAUCAAAAACAGCAGACCAGUAGUAAGGCAGAGACCCAAGAUCUCAGAGAUCAAUUUCAUACCCAAGAACCUGUCUUCGGUCAUGGAGGAGAGACCUCCGGGAAAGGAGAAAGGCAUGCCUGACAGGACACUGUUGCUGACCUUGAAUGAGCAGGACAUUAUCCCGGACUCUAAGACUACUAGUCCACCUUCCAGCCUCUGUUCUCCUGGAAGUCCUCAAUUGCCAUACUUUUGCAGAUUAAAUGCCCAGAGACCACAAAGUCCAGUACAAACAGAGAGCUUUCACUGGCCAGAUGUAAAGGAGUUACGCUCCAAAUAUAAUAGCCGAGAGGACGUAUCCGCUUUCUCUCGUCCGGUCCCAGUGGGUCGCAGUAACUCUUUUCCAGAGAGAAUUCUGGAUGACAGAGAGACAUCGGAGAAGUCCGGAGCAUCACGUUCCUUGUCUUGUUCAUCCCCUUCCUACAGUGUCACAGUGCAGAGAAGUACAUCCACAGAUUCUGCAUGUUCCAGCAAGACCCUUGAAGCUGAAGGUUUGCCUUCGCUGUGUAGAGUUAAAACUUUAGAUUUUGAUGUGGGGACAUCGCAUGCACUUGAGCAACCGGAUGACUUUUUUGACCCUGGUCUAGAUACCCUGUCCAACCUAAUUGUUGUCGAAAGGGCAGCAAGAGGUGAGGAUAGUAAUGAGAAUCAACUAAAAUGGGAUGCUGUUUCACAAUCUGAACUUGCAAUGUCGAACAGUAAAGAGCAAAACUUUAGUGCAUGGAUGGAUGGAGGUCACCCACCAUGCUCAUUUGAAAAAGCGGAGAACAGUCAGGAUAGUUUGGUUAAAAACCUGCGUGAGAAAUUUCAGAACCUGAAUUCUUAUACGUGAGUCUUAUAAAGCAAUAUUUUUACUCCAAACACAUUCAGAACCUUAAAAUAUCUUAAAGCUAACAUUCUUUUCUCCAAAAAUUGUCAUUUGGCCACUGUUUUAGAGGCAUAGUACAUGGUCUGCAUGUUUUUUUCUUAACCUCCAGUUAUGAACUGUCAGCAAAUGUUGUCCAAACCAACUGGAAAAGGGAUGCCUUAGGACUUCAGAGAACAUAUUUAUAAAAUGUGCAUUUGUAAAUACAUGUAAAUUCGAAUUUUUCUGCAUUAUUUUGUGCGUGUUUCAAUGAGAUGUAAACAUUUAUUAAAGGAGCUGGCUGUGGUACUGUCAUCUUUUUGUAACGUUUAGAAAAAUGGUUUGAUACGCAUUUUUUCCUUUGGUCAUUUUGAAAUAAAAAACAAUAAGGAAGAAAAUAGAAUAGCUCAGUGCACACUAUGUUACAAAGGCACACAAAUUUGUCAUGUUAUCAGAAAAGUAAAAGCACUGCCAUAUUAAAUGCAAUCCGUUCUCAAUGUGCACUGCCUGAUGUCUCUUCACUGUUUGUGUUCGAGCACUGACCAGAGGAAAGAGGGUAAUCUCAUAAAGAAGUCAUUCCCACUAAUGAGGAGAAAACUGGAAAUUAUAAUCAGAUCAAGCCAGAUGAAUGAUAAAGGCUGAUGUCAUUCCCAAAAUAAAUGGAUAAGUCAUUUGAGCAACAUAUUAAUGCACAGUCACAGAAAGUGUCUUCCUCACUGUAUUUGGAUAAAUAUUUUCAUUUAAUGGGAGUUAUUAUAAGCUAGCUGGUUUUGGUUAUAUUUUUUCUGCUCAUUGGCGGGGUUGAUGUCACUGUUAUUUUGUAUAUUUAAUCCUUUUUAUUUAUUUGAAUUGGUGUAAAUAGUAUGCACAAUGCCUUUGUUGACUUUUUUGUAAUAAAAAAAAUGUUCAGUUCAUAUUCUAUUUUUCUGUCAUACUACAUUAAAAGAAGCUUUCCACAUUA